AUGCCGUCGACCUUAGCAAUUGGAGAGGAACAAGAAGAGAAGUUCCAACACCGAUGGACAUUUAGGAGGAAGGAUGACAACGAGCUUGAUACCUCAAGCAAUGAGUCGAGCUCAAGUGAUGAUGAGCCAUCUCUAAAGCAGCCUAAACGGGCUUCAACUCUAGGUCCUGCUAAUGAUAACAAUGACCAGGAUGAUGAUGGUGAAGCUAAUGAUGUCAACGAGAUCCAGAAAAAGGGCAGCAGGAGGAGAGCUACUAGUAGUAUUAAAACGAAAGAUGAUGCGGCUAAGAACAAAAGGAAGAUGAGAGCGGUGCCUGCUAAAAGGGGCAACCAGCAGAGGAAGAAGAGUAAUGAUAAUGGUAAUGGUAAUGCUGCUACUGAGCAAGUUUUGCUGAAUGAGCUGAAGAAUUAUAUGAGCUCAUUGUUGGACGAUAUGAAGGCGACAAGAGGCAACCUGCUGACAUGGUUGAAGGAAGAACUGCAGAAAGUAAUUGCUGAGGAGGUUGCUUUGGAGCUCGAUAGGAGGCAAAGCAAGAGCUCUCAGUUACCACAGCAAAACGGUUCUCUCGAGGCAAGCACUCAAUCACAGUACCAGACCCUUCUGCUGAGCAAGCAGUUUCAGCACCAAACUGAUUUUCAGCCUCAGCAGCAGAAGCACCUGCCAAGUUCCGAGGAUAACACUAGAAUGCAGAAUCAAAGGACUCUGCAGGCGAACAUUCAACAGCAACAGCAGAAUCAUUUCUGGCCUUUUAAAAUAGAUCAGAGCUGUGGAGUUGUAACACCACAAAGAUCAGAUAAGAACAAGAGGCCUUCUGAUGCUUACAACUACUGCAACUUGCCAGCCGAGAAUCCAAAUGAUUACAGCAUGGCAAUUGUGCCAGUGAGCUCAACUGAAGAGGAAGGCAGAGAAGAAGGUUUUGGAUUAUUUGCCAAACCAGAUUCUAUCCCAGAGAAGCAGCCAAAGAUUGUAUUGGGGAUAAGUGCUAACCAUUCAGCUGGUGAAGCCUCAAGGAGGUCUAGAAAGGGGAAAAGGGUUGCUGAAGACAAACAAGUUAACUGCAGCCAAGCCAUUCUUUCACUGCCAUCCAGUGUGAAGGACAAAGCUGGAAGGUUGGAAUUUGAACCGCUAAGUUUUACUUACAAUAAUCCAUCUGGACAAGCAACUUCUUCGACGUACUUAACUUUGCCUUCAGUCAAUAACAAAUCCCAUGAUGCAAGUGAAAACCGUUGGCUUGACGCUGCACUUUCAUUCAACAGCAAUGUUCAAACUAGGGUUCAAGGAAGCUACCUUGGAUACUUCCAGAGGUUGCUUCAGCCAGAAGAAAGCAGCAGCACCAGAAGUUUCACACCAUUGGGUUCGAGGGACCUGAGCUACUUUAGAGACAACUGCAUGUCAUCUCCAGGUGUUGGAAGUGGGUUUCCAGUUGGACUUCAUCAGUCUGUGAAUGGUCACUUAACCAUCCAGAGUCAACUGGGAUUGGGAGGUCUGCCUCGGGAAACCAACCAUGGUGUCGGUUUGAGGAUGGCUGAGGGAGGAAUAAGGUUUUCAGGUGGGAGCUACUCCACCAUGCCAGGGCAGCACAUUCCCAACAACAUCCAUGGGAGAAGCAUGGCAUUUCAAGAUGGUUUCCAGUUCCAAAAGUAG
Messenger RNA from Linum tenue, 1644 nucleotides. Lineage: Eukaryota; Viridiplantae; Streptophyta; Magnoliopsida; Malpighiales; Linaceae. The record is from the annotation of a GenBank genome assembly.